AUGUCGAAAUUAACUCGUGAACAAAAAAUUGCUUUAGAGAAGAAAAAUCUUCGUCGCAACAAACCAGCUGACGUCAACAUUGAAUGGAUUCCAGCAAAAGAAGGCGAAAACGAAAAAAUGCGUUUCACUUUGAAAGGACCAGAGGAUUCCAUGUACAAAGAAGAUAUAUUUGUUGUCGAAAUUGAAUUCCAACCAGAAUAUCCCCAGUCAGCUCCAAGAACAACUAUGCUUACAAAGAUUUUCCAUCCGAAUAUCGAUACAGACGGAACCAUAUGCAUUAAUGCUAUUAGAGGUGGAUACUUCCCAGGACAGUCUCUUGUUCAGAUCAUCGAAGAAGUUAAAAUGGCAUUAAAAGAUCCAAAUCCAGAUGAUUAUCUCAAUAGAGAAGCAGCUCAGCUUAUGAAAAGUGAUAUAGAACAAUUUAAGUUAGUAGUUUCUCGCCAAAUACAAAAGAAUAUUGAAGAAAGAAACUCAACAGCAUAA
Messenger RNA from Trichomonas vaginalis G3, 483 nucleotides. Its product is annotated as protein modification by small protein conjugation. Bases 1 to 483 code for a protein of 160 amino acids. Gene Ontology annotation, biological process: protein polyubiquitination. The record is from RefSeq and is a predicted model, not a curated record. Lineage: Eukaryota; Parabasalia; Trichomonadida; Trichomonadidae. Gene Ontology annotation, molecular function: ubiquitin conjugating enzyme activity. Gene Ontology annotation, cellular component: nucleus. The transcript has a single exon.